AUGUCGUCGGCGACGACGAGCAAGGUAUCCUUCACCAUCCGACGCCCGACACCUGUGUCUCGCGACGAAUCGUCUGGCGGCGACUCUGACUCCGGUUUCAAGGUCCCUCAUCUUCCGCGGCACCUCGUCAGCGGCGGGAGUACCCCGGGCAGCCCCCUCGCGCGCAGCGCUCCUGCCUCACCCAAACAUAACUCGCGCAAGUACACGGAGCGGGACAGCUCGGAUGAGGACGAAGAGAUCGAGGAUGAGCUCGUGACAGGGUUCGAUAGCUUCGGUGUGCAGCGGCUGCAUGAGAAGCGAAAAGAGCCUCAGGGGCCUCUGGUUAUCCCAGCGCUGAAGAAUAAGGACUGGCGCGAGCUUGCGAGGAAACGCAAGGCCUUGUAUGUCCCUCCUAGUGCCCAAGCGGAGACGGGCGCAGAUGGCAGCGUCGGUGGGUUUGGCACUAGGGAUGCAAUCAAUUCGGGUGCACAGCUAUCUGGCCUUCAGAUGAAGAAGCGCGUCAAGCUCGAGGACGAGGCUAUGGCUGUCGAGGAAGCACAUGAGACACAAGUAGUUGCCAAGGUAGAGAAUGAGGUGAAGGAAGAAGAAACAGAGGACCAGAAGGCCAUUCGUUUACUCCUCGCGCGUGCGCGCUCGGACGAUGCCACAGGGCUCGACGGUCCCGCCAUUGAAGCCAUCCCUCCACCCAGCGAGGACGACGCAUACCGUCAGGACGUCGUGGAGCUCCCGGAAUCCGCAUCACUUGAGGACUAUGAACGUAUUCCAGUCUCACAAUUUGGUGCCGCGCUGCUGCGUGGCAUGGGCUGGAAGGAGGGCACUUCGGCGAGCAAGAAAAACAAGGGCCUCAUCGAGCCGUGGCUGCCACAGGCGCGGCCCGCACUGCUCGGUAUCGGCGCGAAGGAACGAGAGGUGUUCGACGACGGGUCAAAAGGGAAAAAAGGCAGGAAGGGCAAGCCAGACAAGAAGUACAUCCCAGUGGUGAAGCGGGAGAGGCAGCCGGGCGAAGGUUCUGGCUCCGGUACCGGUUCGGGCACGUCGUCGAGAAGACGUUCACCGUCCCCCAUUCGCACCAGCUCGAGGCGCGCCUCGAGAUCACCGUCUCCAGAACGCAGGCGCGACCGGGACAGACGUGAUGCAGAUUAUGACCGCGACAAGGGCAGGGAUAGCAAGGACAGAGAGCCCGAUCUGAACAGGGACAGGGGCGGAAACAGAGACAGAGACAGGUACCUGGAUAAGGGAGAAAGGGAUAGAGACAGAGAUAUGGACCGCCGAAGGGACGAUCGUCGAUGGGAGGGCGACAGACGGGCGGAGAGCUCGGGGGAUAGGUAUGAUUCAGAUGGUCGUCGCCGUGACAAGGAUCGCAGAGGCUACUGA
Sparassis crispa is the source of this 1374-nucleotide messenger RNA. Its product is annotated as Pre-mRNA-splicing factor spp2. Gene Ontology annotation, biological process: mRNA splicing, via spliceosome. The transcript is spliced from 2 exons. The coding region runs from base 1 to 1374 and encodes 457 amino acids. Gene Ontology annotation, molecular function: nucleic acid binding. Gene Ontology annotation, cellular component: spliceosomal complex. The record is from RefSeq and is a predicted model, not a curated record. NCBI's taxonomy places the organism in Eukaryota, Fungi, Basidiomycota, Agaricomycetes, Polyporales, Sparassidaceae.